This is a messenger RNA of Brassica rapa (field mustard), 2073 nucleotides long. RefSeq lists its product as uncharacterized. The record is from RefSeq and is a predicted model, not a curated record. NCBI's taxonomy places the organism in Eukaryota, Viridiplantae, Streptophyta, Magnoliopsida, Brassicales, Brassicaceae.
CUCUCUCUCGAACCCAUCUCUCCCUCUCUCAAGCUCUAUUGUCUUGCGCCGGUGAGUUCUCGGAAACAACAAGUUUCAAGCUUCAUAGUUUCAAGCUUCAUCUCGGAAACAACAAGUCUCGGAAACCCAUCUCUUCCUUUGAGGUCUCGGCUCCCUUUGCUUUGAGUGACUAUCUGUUCAAGCUUCAAUGGUAUAUGUCCCUGGAAGUGAUACUGUAUUGUGGAGUGAUGAACAAACACGGUUUGUGCUUCAACUAAGAAUUAAAGAAGAACUGAAAGGCAAUGUGAAAAAUAAGGUUCUCCAUGAAACUGCGAGAAAGACAAUUGCAGAUAAGUCUUAUGAUACAUAUGGGGUGAGGCAUCCAUGGAUAAAUUUUAGGAACAAGUUCAACUCUUGCAAGAAGCAAUAUGGAGCUAUGAAGAGAUUGACUCACAAUAGAACUGGACUGGGAUAUCAUCCAGAUGGCUCAAUAGACAUGAGUGAUGAUUGGUGGGAGCAGCGUUGUAAGGAAUGGCCUGGAGCUAGGAAAUACAAAGAUAAACCAGUGGCAAACGCAGAUCUAGUGGAACAGAUUUUCAUUGGGGUUCAUGUAAGUGGAGCAGAAGGGUGGAGUGCUCAGCAAGGUGAAAAUGAGUUAGACAAUAUGGAGGUAGAGAAUGAUGAUGCCGCAUCUGAAGCAAGGCAAACCGAUCCUCCAGCAAGGCAAACCAAUCCUGAACCAGAUGCUCCCUCAUCCUCUAAUGGUCCACGAGUCUCCAAUGCUCCACAAGCCUCUACUGUCCCAAAGCCUUCUCGGAAAAGGCGGGCAGAACAAGCAGCAGUUGUUAUGAGAAGUAGUCUUCAAUCACGUGAUGAGAUACUCUCUCACAAAAACCACCUAAUAGAAAGCCAUCCAGAUUUGAGUUGCAGUCAGCUUAAGGCUAUGAGUGUCUUGCAUUCACUGUCUAGUAUCAAAAUGUGGUCUCCAUUGUACAAAGCUGCUUAUAAACAUCUCAGGGAAGCUGCUACAAAUCGACAAACGUUCCUAAGUUAUGAAGAUGACGAGAACAAGAUUAUCUAUUUGGAGGAAGAGACCGGUGAAAGCAGAUAUGCAUGAUUUUUAUGUUCUCCUAUCUAGUGUCUAAGUAUUGUGGGAGUUCCUGGUAGAGCUCAUGACACAAAAGUUCUUACACAUUGUGUAAGUAUUGUGCAAUCUGAAAAUGCGAUUCAUCUAUGCAUACGUGGGAGUUCCUGGUAGAGCUCAUGACACGAAAGUUCUUACACAUUGUGUGACACAUGAACCCUUCUUCCCUCAUCCACCAGAUGGUAAGUACUAUCUAGUUGAUUCCGGUUAUCCAACUAGAACCGGUUAUCUAGGUCCGCAUCGUAGAACUAGGUAUCAUCUUGACCAGUUUGCUAGGGGAGGACCACAAACAAACUCUAGAGAACUGUUUAACCGGAGGCAUGCUAGUUUACGUUCUGUGAUUGAAAGAACAUUUGGUGUUUGGAAAGCGAAGUGGAGGAUUUUAGAUAGAAAACAUCCAAAGUAUGAUGUUAUAAAGUGGGUGAAGAUUGUGACAGCAACUAUGGCACUUCACAAUUUUAUUCGAGAUUCAUCUGAUGAAGACCGUGAUUUCACUUAUUGGGAAACAGUAAAUGAGUAUGAACAUCAUGGUGACCAAGCAGUAGAAGAGCUUGAGCAUACUCCAUACCUUCCAUCUGGUGAUAGAGCAAUGGAGAUUCGACGUGAUGCAAUCACUGAAAGGAUAGCAAGAGGAAGUCGACUUCCAUAUUAGCUUCACAUAUGAUAAUCAAGCAGUCACUUCCUCCAGGUUUGAGUGUUCAAGGCAUUUGAAGAUCAUCUUCUUGAAGUCAAGGGAUUAUGUUUACUAUUGUUCAGACUUGAGUUUUUAUGUCAAGAGUUUAUGUUUCAGGUUUGAGUUUUUCAGUUUUUGAAUGUUUUGAGUCAAGACUUUGAGUUUUUAUUUUGUUAUUUUAAGACUUUGAAUUUUGAGUUUAAUGUUUAUUAUUGUUAUUUUAUAAUGUUAUAAACCAUGAAAAAUUGAAUUUGAUAUUUAUUUUUAUUUAUGUCUA